AUGAAUCCUGUCAUCGAGGACGAGCAUUACGCUGUCGGCGGCAAUAGACAUAGUGCAGCGGCCGACUGGUCACUUGCCUCUGGGCUUCUGGCCUUCGGCGCAGACCAAAAUGUGGCUCUUUGGUCACCACUGAACGAUUCCGGUCGUGGCAUUUCAGCACUGCUUUCCGGGCAUAAUUCGAAGAUUACAACGGUCAAAUUCAUAUCGUUACACGAUGGUUCGGAUGAGUUGCUAGUGACCGGUGCUGCUGAUGGGAAUAUUUGGCUGUGGGAACAUGGUUCAACCUGGACACGUGCACACAAUGCUGCAGCUCACCAAGGGUCCGUUAACGCCAUCGCAGUCUUGAAAAACAGCAACAUCUUUGCGACUGGAGGAGCGGAUUCACGAGUCAGGCUGUGGAAGGUUCAAGAUGGUAAAUUAGAAGCACUCUCGACGCUCGAGCUGAAGCCAAAGUUCAUGCCGCUUGCUCUGGCACUUGGACCCUUCUCGGCGACUUCGAUCGAUUCAGCAUUCUUGGUGGUUGGGGGCACACGCAAUGAUAUCCAAGUCUACUCGAUUGAAUAUCUGCCGUCAACCCCGCAAGUCAAGCUGUGUGCGACCUUGACAGGACACGAGGCUUGGGUCAGGUCAUUGGCUUUGACUGCCGCUGCAGAUGGUGAGUAUUUUCUGGCCUCCGCCGCCCAAGAUAAAUACGUCCGACUUUGGCGCUUUCAACCCGGCGAUGCUACUUCUGCUACUGUCGGGCCGCCUGUUGAUUCGACCCGCGGUGCCACCGUUACCGAUACUUUGACUGCGAAAGUCCAAAGUGUUUCUGCUGCCGAUAGCAAGUACUCAAUCACCUUUGAGGCUCUCCUGCUGGGUCAUGAGGACUGGGUGUACUCUGCGGCGUGGAGUCCAGACGAGUCUAGUCAACGCCUAUUGACUGCCUCGGCCGACGGGUCGCUGUCGGUGUGGGAGUCUGAUCCAGCCUCCGGGAUAUGGGUGAGCGUGUCUCGGCUGGGCGAGAUCAGCGGCCAGAAAGGAGCAACCACUGCUACAGGAUCGUCGGGUGGAUUUUGGACGGGUCUUUGGUCUCCUGAUGGAAGUAUGGUGACGUCUUUGGGUAGGACCGGGAGCUGGAGGUUGUGGCAAUACAAUACAGAUUCACAAUUCUGGACUCAGAAGCACGGAAUCAGUGGACAUAUCAGUUCAGUGAAUGGAAUAUGCUGGUCGCCGGACGGUGGUUACCUUCUGUCCACGAGCUCUGAUCAAACAACCAGACUUCAUGCUGAGUGGAAAAGAGGAGCAAAGCGAACUUGGCAUGAGUUCGCAAGACCACAAAUUCAUGGAUACGACCUGAACUGCAUAACAAGCACAACACCACAUCAAUUCUCAUCUGGCGCAGAUGAGAAACUACUCCGUGUCUUCAACGAGCCAAGAGACAUUGCACUGAUGUUGCAUCGACUGUGCCACAUCCCGUUACCUGCGGAAGACAAGGCCUUGCCAGAUACCGCCGCUAUUCCCGUGUUGGGAUUGUCCAACAAAGCCAUGGACGACGCCAAGGACACGCAAGACGGUGAUGCAGCGGAAGAACUCGGAACAGACCUAACAGAUGACGGGUUAGGCGCUUCGUUGCCUAAUGUCCAGGAGCCACCCCACGAGGACCUACUAUCUCGACACACUUUAUGGCCCGAGCACGAAAAGCUGUAUGGUCACGGCUACGAAAUAUCAGAAGCUGCCACCCCUGUGGAUGGGCGCGUGCUUGCUACCGCGUGCAAGGCAAGCUCGAUCGACCAUGCUGUCAUCCGUCUCUAUGACACAGACAGAUGGAACGAGAUCAAACCUCCGCUACCAGCGCACUCGCUUACAGUCACGAGACUGGCAUUUUCGGAUCAGCCAAAAGGAUUUCUUCUUAGCGUUGGCCGUGACCGACAGUUUGCAGUGUUUCAGAAUUCAGACAGCGAUAGCAAGUCCUGGACCCGUGUUGCGAUAAACGCCAAAGCGCAUUCUCGGAUGAUCCUGGAUGGGACGUGGCUAUGCAAUGCUCGUCGUCCGACCUUCGCGACAGCGGGGAGGGAUAAAGUGGUCAGAAUAUGGAGCGGGGGCCUGAAAGAUGAACGGCUCGAAUUCGUCUGUAAGAUUUCGAUUGCGCGCAAAGUCCCGGUGACUGCCAUUUCGGCCGUUGUCAGUGGGGAUGCAAUCAUUCUUGCUUCGGGCGAAGAUGACGGCACGGUAUCUUUGCAUCUUGUCAAAUGCACGGAUGAGAUCGAGCUCGUCAAGAGCGUCGAUAUCGACAAACAUCUCUGCCCCUCGAAGACAAUCAACAGGUUAGCCUGGAGACCGACACAGGAUACCACAGAGGGCAGCGACCGUGGUCAUCUUGCCAUUGCUUCCUCUGAUAGCUCAGUGCGGAUCUGGAGCAUUAAUUGGCGAACGUGGGUCGAGUCAUGA
Exophiala spinifera is the source of this 2430-nucleotide messenger RNA. RefSeq lists its product as uncharacterized. The transcript has a single exon. Gene Ontology annotation, molecular function: protein binding. NCBI's taxonomy places the organism in Eukaryota, Fungi, Ascomycota, Eurotiomycetes, Chaetothyriales, Herpotrichiellaceae. Gene Ontology annotation, cellular component: elongator holoenzyme complex. Gene Ontology annotation, biological process: tRNA wobble uridine modification. The record is from RefSeq and is a predicted model, not a curated record. Bases 1 to 2430 code for a protein of 809 amino acids.